Molecule: messenger RNA, 993 nt
Organism: Knipowitschia caucasica
Lineage: Eukaryota; Metazoa; Chordata; Actinopteri; Gobiiformes; Gobiidae
Source: the annotation of a GenBank genome assembly
AUGGCCCAUUCCAGUGAGAGCAGAGGAGACUUGGACAUGAUGGUGGCUCUGGUCUGCAUCAGAGGGUUAAAGGACCACACCUGCACACAACACACUGUCACCUCCUCCACUGUCUCCUCCUCCUCAUCUGUCUCCUCUUCCACUGUCACCUCCUCCACUGUCACCUCCUCCUCAUCUGUCUCCUCUUCCACUGUCACCUCAUCAUCUCCUCCUCCUCCUGUCACCUCCUCCUCUGUCACCUUCUCAUCAGUCUCCUCCUCCUCCUGUCACCUCCUCCUCUGUCACCUUCUCAUCAGUCUCCUCCUCCUUCCUCUCACCUCCUCCACUGUCACAUCCUCGUCUGUCACCUCCUCCUCUGUCACCUCAUCAGUCUCCUCCUUCCUCUGUCACCUCCUCCACUGUCUCGUCCUCCUUCCUCUGUCACCUCCUCCUCUGUCACCUCCUCAUCAGUCUCCUCCUCCUUCCUCUGUCACCUACUCCUUUGUCACCUCCUCCUCCGUCACCUCCUCCUCCUCUGUCACCUCCUCUAAAGUCUCCUCCUCCACUGUCACCUCCUCCACUGUCACCACAUCAUUUCCUCCUCCUGUCACCUCCUCCUCUGUCACCUCCCUCUCUGUCACCUCCUCCUCUGUCACCUUAUCUGUCACCACCUCCUCUGUCACCUCCCCCUUCUCUGUCACCUCCUCAUCUGUCACCUUCUCCUCUGUCACCUCCUCCUCUGUCACCUCCUCCUCUGUCACCUCCUCCUCUGUCACCUCCUCCUCUGUCACCUUCUCCUCUGUCACCUCCUCCUCUGUCACCUCCUCCUCUGUCACUUCCUACUCUGUCACCUCCUCCUCUGUCACCUCCUCAUCCGUCACCUCCUCAUCUGUCACCACCUCAUCUGUCACCUCCUCGUCCUCUGUCACCUCCUCUUCCUCUGUCACCACCUCAUCUGUCACCUCCUCACCUCCUCUUCCUCUGUCACCUCCUCAUCUGUCUCCUCCUCUUUAA